Messenger RNA from Plasmodium knowlesi strain H, 645 nucleotides. RefSeq names its product conserved Plasmodium protein, unknown function. The record is from RefSeq and is a predicted model, not a curated record. The coding region runs from base 1 to 645 and encodes 214 amino acids. The transcript is spliced from 2 exons. Lineage: Eukaryota; Apicomplexa; Aconoidasida; Haemosporida; Plasmodiidae.
AUGGCAGGAACGUUAAAUUUAAAAGAAUUAAAAGACGAACCCAUUUUAUUCUACGAAAAUGCAUUAAGUUAUGUUUUUUCUAAUACAAGGGAUGACAACAAAAAAGAUGUUCCUGCUUGUGUGAUUUACCCAAAUGAGACCAUAAAAAUUGGCUUCCCAAUAUAUUCUAUAAAAAAUAUUAACAAGAAUGAAAACGUAAUAAAUGAUACAGAUGUGCAAACGAACAGGUUCAAUGAAGAACCCCUCAUUACAUAUGCAUCUGAGUCUAAACAUAUUUAUCCACUUCGAGUAAAAAUAUACUAUGGUAUCCUCUAUAUGUUAAUAAUUUCUGAACUUUCUGCGAUGGUAUUUUUUAAAGACAACAUAAACCUUACAACCACCGGAGAAAUAAACAGAGGACAGGCUUUUGUAUUUCUCUUCAUGGCCCUCUCACACAUACUUGUGAUAUUAUCAAAGUUUCGAAAAAUCAAGCCCUACGUAUUUGACUUGUACACCUCGCUCAGUUUAUUUUUUUUCAUUUUAUCCAUCUUAACAAUAAAUUGUUUUAGUAGCUCUGUAAUUUCCAUAUUGCAGUUUUUCAUUUUUUUCUUCCAUGCCAAGAUUGAUUAUUACGUUAUGGCCCACUCCUGCGUUGUUCCUCCCUGA